UUGGCCAGAAGAUUCAGACCCGCGUGGUGAUUGGAAGGCCCUACGGAAGCGGGGCAGGCUGGGAGUUGACCCGGACCAUGGCUGCCGCGCCACCUCUGCGGGAUCGCCUGAGCUUCCUACACCGGCUCCCGAUUCUCCUGAAGGGCACGUCAGAUGACGACGUCCCGUGCCCGGGCUACCUGUUUGAAGAGGUCGCUAAAAUCUCCCACGAGUCGCUGGGCAGCAGCCAGUGCCUGCUGGAGUACCUGCUCAGCCGCCUGUGCAGCAGCUCUGGCCGUGUGAAGCUCAAGGUGCUGAAGAUCCUGCUCUACCUGUGCAGCCACGGCUCCCCGUCCUUCCUCUUCAUCCUCAAGCGCAACUCUGCCUUCAUCCAGGAGGCUGCAGCUUUCGCAGGGCCCCCGGACCCGCUUCACGGGAACAGCUUGUACCAGAAGGUGCGGGCAGCCGCCCAGGACUUGGGGAGCACGUUGUUCUGCGACACGGCACUGCGGCAGCCCCCCUCCCCCCGCCCCCAGGGCCUGUCCGCAGCAGGCACGGGCUCCCAGUCCAGGCCUCAUGGCGUCCUUCAGGGUUUCGGCUACAGCCAGGAGCAAGGCCGCACAGGCUCUGCUGGCGGGGUCUUCCUCUCCACCAUCCAGAAGGCCGCAGAGGCGGUGGCCAGCGCCGUGCGCCCUGGGCCUGAGGGUCCUGGUACCCAGAGGCUGUUGACAUGGAGUGACACCUACCAGCCUGCUGUGCCGCCGUCUACCAGCCCCUGCCACCCCACCUCUGGGGACCUGCCAUCCGGGGCCAUCCUGGGUGCCCGAGUGGUGAGACACCGGCCAGGGCAGGCAGGGGGUGGCUGGGACGAACCGGACAGCAGCCCCAGCUCGCAGGAUUCCUCCCAGAACGGUGACACGGGCAGGGGCUCGGGCAGUGACAGCCUCUCGGGGGCUAGCCGGGAGCUGGGCGAUAUGGCAGAGAGGGCCGAGGCCCUGGCCCUGAGCGACUGCCAGCAGGAGCUGAACCUGGUGCGGAGCGUGACACGGGGGCAGCGUGCCUUCCUGAGCCGGGAGGAGGUGCAGCACUUCCUCAAAGAGUGUGGGCUGCUCAACUGCGAGGCCGUGCUGGAGCUGCUGACCCGCCACCUGGGCGGGGCUGGCGAGUGCGCGCAGAUGAGAGCCCUGUGUGCCCUGGCCGCCCUGGGGGGCGCCGACCUGCUGCCCCAAGAGCACGUCCUGCUGUUCUCCCGGCCGCGGCUGCAGGAGCUCAGCAGAGGCAGCCCAGGGCCUGUGACCCACAAGGCCACCAAGAUCCUGAGACACUUCGAAGCCUCCUGUGGACAGCGGCCCCCCAUCCAGAGGCCCCCCGUCGCGCCGUCCCCCACAGCCACCCCCACCAGCCCGUCCGACCUGCUGACCGGCACUGUGCCUCUUGCUGGGAGCCAAGCCUUCCUCCAGCCUCUGAGUUCCACCCCGCUCUUGCCUAGGCCCCCUGUGCCCCCUGCACCGCCAGACACCUCCUCCCUCCCAGCCCCCGAGGAGGCCGGGGAGAGACUGGCAGGUCCCCAGCAGCAGGGGGCGGGGCCUGAGCGAGGCCCAGAGGGCACAGGCACCGCGCAGGGGUGCCCGGAGUCCUUGUUUGCCGGUAUGGACCUCGUGGCCUGUCCCCGCCUGCAAGGGGCCCAGGGGGCUGCCGAGGAGCCCCACCAGGCCCCCCAGGCUCCUCAAAUACCCUUACAGGGGGCAGCAGCCCAGAGGCCUCCUACCUCAGAGCCGUCAGCUUUUCCGUUCCUAAAUGCGUGACCGCCCGGGUUUGGCAUAUGGGGCUGUCUCGGUCCUUGGCUGGUGGUGACACUCAGGACUCCAUGGCCUUUGCUGCCUGCAGUCCUGGCGCCAGCCAGGAAGCAGCACUCAGGGGUCUGCUGGCCGGCCGCCUUGCCCCACUUGUCCACCAAGGCCUCGAUGUGACCAGCCCCGAGUAGGCGGCCCAGCAGUCUCUGGUGAAAACCCAGGUGGCCUCGGGGUGCCACAGACCAGCCCCAACAACACAUCACUGUGGAAGGGCCUGACCUGGGAGUUGGCAGUGUCUCUGCGGGUCAGGCUGUCCCAUGGGCAGUCAGGUCCCUACCCUGGGGCCGGGAUUCAUUUUGCCAUCCACUGAGAGACGGGCCUGCAGGCCCUGGCCGUGGUGCUGUGGGGUGGCUGGGGCCAGGGCCUCCCAAGGGUCCCUUAGGGCUGAGCUGAGUUUCCCUUGUUGCCCUUGCCAGGGGCUGGGACUUUGUACUUGAAUUCCUGCAACAGUGGGCAGGCAGGUGGCAGGGACUUAGACAUGCCAGCCUCCGGAUCUCAGCGGUGACCUCUGCCCGCCUCACAGUGGAGACGCUUUCCCACGUGGGUUGGGAAGCAGCUACUGGCUCUUACCUUGUUUCCACCGAGUCCUUAGGCAGGCCUGCGGUGGCCAUGAGCCGCCACCGCCAUGUCUGUCAGGUGGCGCAGGGCCCCGAGGUAGGUGUGGUGCCCGUGGCCAGGAGUCUGGUUCCGUCCACCUCAUGCUGUCUGACCUGUGGCCAUUCAAGUGUCAAACCCCCGGGUGGCCCGACUCGGCCUCCCUGUUCUCCUGCAGUCUGGGCCUGGCAAGCCUCCGAGAGAGGCGUCUGGUCGUCCCAGCCUGUGGAGAGCUCUGGGGCCCAUGCUCCUGAAUAAACACUUAAACGUC
Messenger RNA from Tupaia belangeri chinensis (Chinese tree shrew), 2697 nucleotides. It is a transcript of the gene TEPSIN, whose product is annotated as TEPSIN adaptor related protein complex 4 accessory protein. Lineage: Eukaryota; Metazoa; Chordata; Mammalia; Scandentia; Tupaiidae. Bases 78 to 1784 code for a protein of 568 amino acids. The transcript is spliced from 14 exons. The record is from RefSeq and is a predicted model, not a curated record. Gene Ontology annotation, cellular component: trans-Golgi network membrane.